Molecule: messenger RNA, 4423 nt
Organism: Trichosurus vulpecula (common brushtail)
Lineage: Eukaryota; Metazoa; Chordata; Mammalia; Diprotodontia; Phalangeridae
Gene: STRIP2
Product: striatin interacting protein 2
Exons: 21
Coding region: 83-2590 (835 amino acids)
Biological process (GO): cytoskeleton organization
Cellular component (GO): cytosol
Source: RefSeq, a predicted model, not a curated record
GUGUCGGGAGGAAGGUUCCCCUGGGCGUUCUGCUGCCCUGGUAGCUCCUGGCAGAGCGGGCUGAGCGGUCGCGGGGAGCUGCAUGGAGGACCCCAACGGCGUCGGGCCUGGGGCUGGCAGCCCACCUGGGAACGGUAGCGGCGGCGGCGGAGGAGGCGGCGGCAAGGGAAAGCAGGCGUCGCCCAAGGGCCGGGAAAUGUUCAAGAACCAGCGGAGGGAGUCCGAGGGCUCUGUGGACUGUCCCAACCUGGAGUUUGAGUACGGGGACGCUGAUGACCAUGGGGCCGAGCUGUCAGAACUAUACAGCUACACUGAGAACCCAGAAUUCACUAUCAACCGGCACUGCUUUGAAGAGGAUUUCAGGACUCAAGUACAAGGCAGGGGCUGGCUGGAACUGGAGGAGGCCUCACAGAAAGCUUAUGUAAUGCGUCUCUUGGACCGGUUGGAGGUGGUUAACAGGGAACAACGGCUGAAAGUGGCCCGGGCUAUCCUCUAUCUGGCCCAGGGCACCUUUGGUGAAUGUGACGCAGAGGCUGACAUCCUGCACUGGUCCCGAUAUAACAGCUUUCUGCUCUACCAAAUGGGAACUUUCACUGCCUUUCUGGAGCUGCUGCACAUGGAGACUGACAACAGUCAGGCCUGUAGCAGUGCCCUUCGGAAACCAGCCAUCUCCCUUGCAGACAGCACCGAGCUCAGGGUACUGCUCAGUGUCAUGUACCUGAUGGUAGAAAACAUUCGCCUGGAACGGGAGACAGACCCUAGCGGAUGGAGGGCAGCCCGGGAGACCUUCCGAACAGAGCUGAGCUUCCCAGUGCACAGUGAGGAGCCAUUUGUUCUCCUGCUUUUCUCCAUGAUCACCAAAUUCUGCAGCGGCCUUGCCCCUCACUUCCCCAUGAAGAAGGUCCUGCUCCUGCUCUGGAAGGUGGUCCUGUUUACCCUGGGUGGUUUUGAGAUCCUACAGGCCUUGAAGAUACAGAAGAGGGCAGAAUUUGGCUUGCCCCCACUGUCAGAGGACAGCAUCCAGGUGGUCCGCACCAUGAGGGCUGCCUCACCCCCCUCCUAUACCUUGGACCUGGGGGAGUCACAGAUGGCACCACAGUCUUCUAAACAGCGAGGCCGCCGGGGGCGGAAGCUGCUCACAAAGCAGGACAGCCUGGACAUCUACAACGAGAGGGAUCUCUUCAAGAAUGAGGAGCCUCCCCCUGAGGAGGAGGAAGAGGCAGGAGAAGGGGAGAACACCCUGGAUGGAGAGCUUGACCUGCUGGAGCGUGGACCCCUGGUCCCACCUCGACCCUCCCAGACCCCCACCACAGAGCGUGUGACUUUCCCCAAGGGUUUGCCAUGGGCCCCCAAGGUCAGACAGAAGGACAUUGAGCACUUCUUGGAGAUUAGCAGGAACAAAUUCAUCGGCUUCACCCUGGGGCAGGACACAGACACCUUGGUGGGAUUGCCAAGGCCCAUCCAUGAAAGUGUGAAGACCUUGAAGCAGCACAAGUACAUCUCCAUCUCUGACGUUCAGAUCAAGAACGAAGAGGAGCUGGAGAAGUGUCCCAUGUCCCUGGGAGAAGAGGAGGUGCAGCAGACCCCAUGUGAAAUCCUUUACCAGGCCAUGCUGUAUAAUCUCCCACAGUACAUGAUUGCUCUGCUGAAGAUUCUCUUGGCUGCAGCCCCAACUUCCAAGGCCAAGACGGAUUCAAUCAACAUCCUGGCAGACGUCUUGCCCGAGGAGAUGCCCAUCACCGUGCUGCAGAGCAUGAAGCUGGGCAUUGAUGUGAACAGACACAAAGAGAUCAUUGUAAAGAGCAUCUCUGCGGUGCUGCUUCUGCUGCUGAAGCACUUCAAACUCAACCACAUCUACCAGUUUGAAUAUGUGUCUCAGCACCUGGUGUUUGCCAAUUGUAUUCCCUUGAUCCUGAAAUUCUUCAAUCAAAAUAUCUUAUCCUACAUCACAGCCAAAAACAGCAUCUCAGUCCUGGAUUAUCCCUCCUGUACCAUCCACGAUUUGCCAGACCUUACAGCUGAAAGCCUGGAAGCUGGAGAGAACAAUCAAUUCUGCUGGAGGAACUUAUUUUCCUGUAUCAAUUUACUCAGGCUGCUUAACAAACUGACCAAGUGGAAGCAUUCCAGGACCAUGAUGUUGGUGGUGUUUAAAUCUGCCCCUAUCCUCAAGCGAGCACUCAAGGUCAAGCAGGCCAUGCUGCAGCUGUAUGUGUUGAAGCUGUUGAAGAUCCAGACCAAGUACUUGGGGCGUCAGUGGAGGAAAAGCAACAUGAAAACCAUGUCAGCCAUCUAUCAGAAAGUGAGACACCGCAUGAAUGAUGACUGGGCUUAUGGCAACGAUAUUGAUGCCAGGCCAUGGGACUUCCAAGCAGAAGAGUGUACUUUAAGGGCCAACAUUGAGGCCUUUAACAGCCGGCGCUAUGACAGACCCCAGGACUCAGAGUUUGCACCUGUGGAUAACUGCUUGCAGAGUGUCCUGGGGCAGAAGCUGGAACUCCCUGAGGAUUUCUAUUAUUCAUAUGAGCUAUGGUUGGAGAGGGAGGUGUUUUCACAGCCCAUCUGUUGGGAGGAGCUACUCCAGAGUCACUGACUGGGCUCUCAUCUGUCUCCCACACAGUGUUGAAUGCCAUGGGGAAAACACCCACAUACACACACACACACACACACACACACACACACACACACACACACACAAAUGGGAUCCUGCCCACUCUGUUCCUUACACCUUUCAGAAGCUCUCCUAAUUUUAAUUCAAAUCUGAAGGUCUAGGUCCAGAAUGGGCAGAGCUUGGUUUGAGGGGGUUAGGGGAAGGGAGAGCAGCUGUCUCAGCCUUAGAUCCUUCUUUCCCUGCCCAUCCUCUGGAAAAACUGUCUAAAUCCAGGACAGACCUGGUGGGGUCAGGGCAGGGGGUGGAAGACAGGAUCCUGGGACCAAAACAUGCCACCCAAGAGCCAAUUUCCAAAAUCAAGAACGGCCUUGAAUACUAAAGAGUCUCAUGGUGGGGAUGGGGAGGGCUCCAGACCAGGAACAUUCUGGAUAAGAUUCUCGCCUGGCUUUCUCUCUAUCUCCCCUUUGCCUUUGGUGGCUAAGAGAGCAUUCCCUAGGCUCUCUGGGGCUUUCUGACCCAUGGCAUUCACUUCAGCGUAAGACCUGCAGCCCUAGGUGACUAGUGGUUCAGAAUGAAGGAAGACCAGUGUUUUUGUGGUUCAUUCCUGGGUUUCUUAAGACUUUGCCUGACGCUUUUUCCAAAUACCAGCUUUGAAAUUGGGUUCUCUUUUCAAUCUCUUUCAAAAAUGUCUCAGGCACCCAUACCCAGUCAAAACAUAUAGGACUCUUAGGAAGUCAGUAUUAUACCAAGGCCAUUUUGGAAGUCAGUUAAGCCUAGGAUGGAAGACAGAGGCUCCAUACAUGCAUGCACCCCCCUCCCUCCACUGCAUGCACGCAUACAUGCAUGCUUCUAAAAAUCAUUGCUGUAAGUGGAGCUCCAUAAGAGUCCCAGCUAAUACUGCAACAUUUCGAUAGACCUUUUCCCCCCAUAGGACAGAUCUAUUCUUCAGCACAGGGUCAUUCUUAGAUUGGAGAAGAUAAGAGUCCUAUGUCCCAAGCCUUGCAUGUGGGAGUACAGUAUAUUGUAUAUAAUGAUUAUUUUCUUUGUUUCCUAAAGAGUCUGUGCUGGAUUUCUAAAUGAUUGCCUGCCUCCUCUGUUAGAAUCUGACACCAUUUUAAGAAGAGACAACUAGUGUGGAACACCCAGGUUUCCUCACAUGUUUUCUAAUUCCGUAACUUCCCCAGCUCCUGAAAGCCUGAGCCUUGCAGAAAAUUACCCUUUUUUGCCCGCUUCAUUUUUCAAAAGACUAACCACAGGAGAGCAUAGUUAUUAUAUGAAAAUUCUUUCAUUGGUGCUGCGGAUCGAUUUAUGUUUUAAUUGAAUGGAACAGCAAAAACAGCCUCGCUUACCUCUUUUUUUUCACCCUCCAACUUGAUUAAUCUUCCUACCCCUGCAAUUUCAGUGUCCUGGGGAGAUUCAGCAAUGUUGCUUCCACCUAAAACCAUGAAUGCCUCUUCAGAAAUCUAAGGGCUAGUGUGCCAAGAGGCCUUGUCUUCUCCAUGCUACAUAACAAAACCACCAGCUUCCUGACAGAAAGAAGGCUGAACAGCCUCUCUCCUCAUACAACAAGGACCAGUAGUCCCCCCAGCCCAACAAGGAUACCUUAUGGCCUUAUCUCUUUCAAAUUAUGCCUUCCAAAAUGUUCUUUCUCUUUUCUCUAUGGCUCCAGUAAAGCUUCUUAAGGCUUCUGCAGAAACUGUAUUCACUCCUUUCCUUGUGAGGAAUAGAGACUUUGUUUCCACUCAUGGUGUUGCUAAUGUUACAGCAUGUUGUUACGGAUACUCAACUUAAUAAAAAUUUAUUAAGCACCUCCAG